AUGUGGUCGCUACUCUUGACAUCAUUAUUGCUCAAAGCCUUUAUACCAGUCUAUGUUUCCGGAUAUAAGAUUGACCAAUCUUGUGAAGACAAAGGCAUUGCGCAGGACAUCCGGGAUGCCAUGACGUCGGCUUUCGAGAAAGCUUACGAUGCAUAUGGAAUUCUGGUCUCCCCUCCCUUACACGCCGAGGCGCUCGAACUUCUAGGGUUUCUGUUCGUGAAAGACGGCGUGGAUCCUGCUAAGCUUGUAGAAGAGGGCAAAAUGGCAAAGACUAUCAGCGUGUUGCAAAACAUAAAUACCAACAUGCGUAACGAAGUAACUGGUCACGCCAGUGUACUUCCGAAAGAUGUGGUCAUUUUUUGCCAUUUCGAUCGCUGGAAGCCUGUCGAGGGAGAGGAAGAUCUUUGGCGAGAUACUACAAAUGGUAUCAAACUGAAAUUCAAAGAGCAACAAUGUAGAGGAGGCACAAAUCUUGAUAAAGUCGCUCUAGCUGUGACCUUCAACCCGGAGAUGGAAGACGAGGACAUUACCUGGAGGAAUGGCGUAGCGAUGGAAAGCAGACAGCCCACCCAGAUCCAGCUGUGCACGUGGUUCGUUGACUGGAUCAAGCAGAAGAAGUUCAAGCUCUCUGACGACGCUCAAAGGAGGACGAAUAUCGGUAGGGCGAUGAUCAAUAUGGCUGAAUGGAAUCUGUUCGGUCUCACACAGAUUGAUGCCUUCAAUCUUUUGGACAAGGUCCUCUUACAUGAGAUGACACACGGUCGUGGUGCUUAUGCUGAAUAUAACGACGGUAUGGUAGAGGUAGAGGGUCUCGCAGAUGUUCCGUCUACUACCCGACUUAUUGGUCUCUUCACGUCGCCUGCAUAUGGCUGGAAGGCGGCAUUGCGACUCGCCCGUGAAGGAGAUGACCUUGGGGGAGAAGCCGCACCAGACAACAACGCCGACACCAUAGCUCUCUUUGCGAGCGGCUCCUGGCUGCUCAAGAACAAAGCCAAGAUCGAUAGCAAAGGCCGAAUAGUAAAGAGGGCAGGUGUGGCUUGA
Messenger RNA from Alternaria arborescens, 1041 nucleotides. RefSeq lists its product as hypothetical. The record is from RefSeq and is a predicted model, not a curated record. Bases 1 to 1041 code for a protein of 346 amino acids. NCBI's taxonomy places the organism in Eukaryota, Fungi, Ascomycota, Dothideomycetes, Pleosporales, Pleosporaceae. The transcript has 5 exons. Gene Ontology annotation, molecular function: metallopeptidase activity.